AUGGCUGAUCGCCAGGGAGAAGAGCUUCGGUUACGCGACGUCGACAAUGAUUCGUCUGCGUUGGUGGAGGAGGACGCGGACGGCACGCUCGACAAGCCGACCGUCCGGCAGACCGUUUGGCGGGUGACCAAGGGUCUGGCACCCGUGGUCACCAUCUACGCUCUCGGCUUUUGGCGCGUGGCGUCCGCCAGCGUCUGGGUGCUCAUGCCUUUCUUUUUCUGCUUGUCGGUCGUCCGCGAUCUCUUGCGCGACGCCGGCCGGACUAAGCGCCGGCGUGCUCAGCUGGCCGUGGCUGCUGAUGAGAAGGACCUGAUCACCGCCAACGUUUCUGAGCUACCGUCCUGGGUGUUCUUCCCAGACAUCCACCGCGCCGAAUGGCUCAACCAGAUUAUCAAGCAGAUGUGGCCGUUGAUUAGCGUGUAUGCUCAGAGUACCAUAAAAAAAACCGUGGAACCAAUGGUCGCCGAGAGCCUACGUGAAUACAAAAUCAACAAUUUUGCUUUUGACAAGUUACGACUGGGAUCAAUACCGCCCAAAAUCGGAGGUGUCAAAGUGUACGAUAAAGUGUCGCGGGAUCAAAUAAUGUUGGAUAUAGAUGUUAUUUUUGCCAGUGAUAGUGACAUAUCGUUCUAUGUUAGUGGAAUUCCUUGCGGUAUCAAAGACUUCCAAAUUCGUGGUAUGAUGAGAGUAGUUAUGAAACCAUUGCUCACUACUUCACCUCUGGUAGGAGGAAUGCAGAUAUUUUUCCUAAAUCAACCCGACAUUGAUUACGAUCUGAUGGGAGUUGCCGACGUACUGGAUAUGCCUGGCCUCAAUGAUGUAUUAAGAAAAGUUAUUUCUCAACAAGUAGCUGCUUUAAUGGUUUUACCAAACAAAUUGCCUAUUGUAUUGAGCAAUGAAAUAGCUGCACAUGUAGUUAAGUUACCUGAACCAGAGGGUGUCUUACGUGUACACAUCUUUCAAGCUAAAAAUUUGGUGGCCAAAGACAUGAGUUUAAUAAGAAAAGGUAAAUCUGAUCCAUAUGUCAUUGUGACAUUGGGUGCACAACAAUACAAAACCCAUACAAUAAACAAUGAACUGAAUCCUAAGUGGGAUUAUUGGUGUGAGUUUGCAUCCUUCUCUCCCAGAGGACAAGUGUUGAAGCUUAAACUUUAUGAUGAAGACGAAAUGGUGGGCAAAAAACAUUCGAAUCUAGGAAGAGCUUCAAUACAAAUUGGUAAUGUUGCAAAAACUGGAUAUUUUGAUAAGUGGAUCAACUUAGAGGACACUAAACACGGCAUGGUACAUGUGCGUAUGCUUUGGUUGGACUUGACUUUGGAACAAAGUGCACUAAAGAGGGCCCUUACUGAAACCCAAGAACUACGAAUAACAAACCUGAGUUCAGCUGUGGUGAUGGUAUACGUAGACUCAGCGAUUAAUUUGCCGAACGCUCGGGCCCAAAGCAAACCAGAUCCAUUGGUACGAGUAACAGUUGGUCAAACUACCCAAAUGACUGUAGGAAAGUUACGCACUGAACGUCCUGUUUAUGAACAAGGAUUCACGUUUUUGGUGAGCAACCCUGAAACAGACACCAUCGAAUUUAAGGUUAUAGAUCAAAAAACAAACACUCAAUUGGGGUUGUAUGUGUACGAAUUGUCAGCACUACUACUUGCCCAAAAUAUGCGAGUUGAUACUCAACCUUAUGAUCUGAUAAUUGACAGCAAAAACCAACAGCAUGACAGCAAAUUAUUGUUUUGUUUGCAACUUAAAUUUUUGAAAAAGCUGCCAGUAUUGGUCGAUGUUAAUGACGACACACCUACGGUAACGAAACCACUAUCAAGACAGACCUCUAUACAGUCUACAAAAUCUGUGAACAGUGUUAUAACAUCUGCAGACGUCUCUGAGAUUCAGUCAUCGGCUGUUGGAGUUAACACACCCACUGAUGGUAUGAGUAGAACUUCGUCGAUUAAAAGAGAUUCAACGGUGUCACGAAGUUCACAUGCCGGUGGCGGUGAUCAAGAACCACUAGUUGAGCAAGCUGAAACUACCGAACUGUUAUCCGAACCAGAAGAACCAGCUCCCGGCACAGGUGUUUUAGGCAGCAUACAACUUACAUUAACGUUCAGUGUGGCCAGACAACGUCUCAACGUUACUAUACACAAAGUUGUUAACCUACCAAUCAAAGAAGCUUCAGACAUCCCUGAUCCUUAUGUCAAGUUGUAUGUGCUACCCAAGAAAGAAAACAGUAACACCAAACGAAAAACCGAAACGUACAAGGACAACUGCAAUCCAGUUUACGAAGAAACAUUCGAGUACAUCAUGGGAGUGGCAGAGUUGAAUAGCAAACAGCUGGAGGUGACUGUCCUGACCAAGAAAACGUGGCACAGUCCAGUUUUGGGUCAGAUAGUGUUGAACAUUAGCGAUUAUGUCAACGUAAACACUCCCAGUUUUACUGGUUGGUUUGAUUUAGAAACCGAAAUCAAAGAAGGCACCGUUGGCUAA
Macrosiphum euphorbiae (potato aphid) is the source of this 2481-nucleotide messenger RNA. The record is from the annotation of a GenBank genome assembly. NCBI's taxonomy places the organism in Eukaryota, Metazoa, Arthropoda, Insecta, Hemiptera, Aphididae.